This is a messenger RNA of Morus notabilis, 469 nucleotides long. Its product is annotated as clathrin light chain 1-like. The record is from RefSeq and is a predicted model, not a curated record. NCBI's taxonomy places the organism in Eukaryota, Viridiplantae, Streptophyta, Magnoliopsida, Rosales, Moraceae. The transcript has a single exon. Gene Ontology annotation, cellular component: clathrin coat of trans-Golgi network vesicle; clathrin coat of coated pit; plasma membrane. Gene Ontology annotation, biological process: clathrin-dependent endocytosis; clathrin coat assembly; intracellular protein transport. The coding region runs from base 45 to 413 and encodes 122 amino acids. Gene Ontology annotation, molecular function: clathrin heavy chain binding; structural molecule activity.
AGAGAGACAUACACGGGAGCUGACAGAAGCUUGAAGAAACAAAAAUGGCGUCUUUCGACUCUUUCCGCCACGACGGCGACGACCAAACCCACCUCCACGACGAUCCUGCCGCUGGUGGACCCUUCGACGACGACAGUUACGCCGCCUACAGCGAGUUCUCCUCCUCCGAACCAUUACCCCAAGACGACGCCGUCGCCGACCACGGUUACGGCUUCGGCAUGCCUUCGCCUAGCCCGGACUUCUCUUCUCCCUUCGAAUCGGCCGUUCUGGAGCCCAAUGGAAAUGGAAAAUCCUACGAAGAAGAUGUUGGGGACGAUGAUGAUGGGGGCAUUUUCGCAUCGGACGAACCGAUUUUGCCGCCGCCGGAGGAUAUGCGAGAGGAAGGGUUCGCUCUGCGCGAAUGGCGUCGGUGAGCUUUUUGUCCAUUUCUUUCCCUUUUUGAUCUAAAUAGACACGUUAAUUUGGUGAU